UCAAAUAUCAAAAUAAAUAAUUCCAAGAUUUGACCCACUCCAACAAUUUCUUUAGAUUUCUUCACUAUCUUCCUAAUUUUUUUUCAAACUUUUCUCCUAUGAAAACAUGUCAAUCUUAGGCAACAACAAUGAAAAUCUGGGCUCAUCAUCUUUUCAUCAAUUCAAAAAACAAGCUUCUUUCUUCUUCAAGGAGAAGAUCAAGACUGCUAGAUUAGCUUUGACUGAUAUCACCCCUGCACAAUUAUUGGUUGAAGAGUCAACUAAUGAUAAUCCAUGGGCACCAGAUGCAAGAACCUUGAAGAUGAUAUCAAAAGCUGCUUUUGAAAUUGAUGAUUACUGGAGAAUAGUUAAUGUUCUUCACAACAGAUUGGGGACAUUUGAUGCAAAAAACUGGAGGAUACCAUAUAAAGCUGUGGUGGUGUUAGAAUACUUGUUGACACAUGGCCCAGAAAGUGUUGCUGAAGAAUUUCAGACCCAUAAAGAUGUUAUUCUAGAGAUGACCAAUUUUCAAUAUAUUGAUGAAAAAGGAUUCAAUUGGGGACUUAAUGUAAGAAUGAAAUCAGAAAGAAUCUUGAAAUUUCUGAAUGAUUUGAGUAUCUUGAAAGAAGAGAGAGCAAAAGCAAGAAAAUUAAGCAGAGGAAUUGAAGGUUUUGGUAGCUUUAACCAAAGAAAUUCUUCAGAAAAUGGUGUUCAACAACAACUUUUUCAAGAAAAAUUCAAGAGGUCUAAUUCCCAAUUUAUUGAGCAACAAAAUAUCAAAGAAAAUCAGAUCUUAACCAUGAUCCAAGAUGAUAAUUCCAAAUCAAGAAACCUCAUCAAGUUAAAAAACGAGCAUUCGGGUUCUGGUACUGGUACUGGAUUGAGUGACAAUGUGACAGUCGAAAAGUUGGCAAGUCAAUGGAGUUUGAAAGAAAAUAUGGUUCCAAAAGAGGAUCAUGUUCCUGUUCCAUCAGGGGAAUCGAAUCCUUUGUUGGGUGAUCGGACAAAUGUUUCACGGGUUAUGGUUGAUGAAGCGAAUCAUCCGUUUAAUGACGAAGAUAACGAAGCGAAAGUGUCUUUGAUUUGAUCAAAUGGAGCAAGAAGAAAUAUUUUGUUUGUUUUAUUUGUUGUUGUAACAAUCCUCUUGUUAUACAAAUGUGUUUUGGAGAGAGAGACAUCAUAUAUAUGUGCUCUUAUAAAAGUAUUAUGUGGUUGUGGGAAAGACAAAAUAAAAAAACAACAAUUGGAAGUGAAUCUAUUGUUAAUGUUUUCAUA
Molecule: messenger RNA, 1254 nt
Organism: Helianthus annuus (common sunflower)
Lineage: Eukaryota; Viridiplantae; Streptophyta; Magnoliopsida; Asterales; Asteraceae
Product: clathrin interactor 1
Exons: 4
Coding region: 107-1066 (319 amino acids)
Biological process (GO): endocytosis
Cellular component (GO): endosome; plasma membrane; clathrin vesicle coat
Molecular function (GO): phospholipid binding; clathrin binding
Source: RefSeq, a predicted model, not a curated record